Messenger RNA from Cuscuta europaea, 3266 nucleotides. NCBI's taxonomy places the organism in Eukaryota, Viridiplantae, Streptophyta, Magnoliopsida, Solanales, Convolvulaceae. The record is from the annotation of a GenBank genome assembly.
UAAAUAACAAGCCAAACCUGCGAUUUUAUUCAUUCAAAACUGCGAGCAAUACAUACAUAUAUACGUAUAUAUAUAUAUAUAUAUAUAUACUCUAUAUUUUCGACCCAUCGUUUUAGCCAGAACCAAGCCGCGAAAAUACUUCCCAAACCUUCCCCUUCGUGAUACGAAUCCAACGGAAAAAGAAUCGUCGAAAACGGUCGUGAAACGAGGGAGAAAAGCCUCGCCGGAGUUUCGCCGGAGAAAAAACAUUUCGACGAAAAACGGAGAAAAGGGAGGAGCUGCCGCCGCCGCCGGACCACCACUGACCUUCGCCGCCCUGCUACCACCAUUUUCGGCCGUUCUCUCGUCCAAACGGAGUGAUUGUCUAGAGACCGGAUUAGAAGAGGAUAACUAGGAGCAUCAGGACUUAAGGUGAUGAGUUGGAUACCUAUGUGGAUUGACGGAUUGCUCGAGCUUGAGUGCGAAUUAGAAGAUGCCUUAGUUAAAUCUAGUCAUAAAACAAACAUUUACUUAUUAUUACAUUAGUUUUUAUUGUUUUACUUUGAGUUGCCUGUGCAUUCGGUUAAGAGAUGACCGAAUGUGGCGGUAACACUCAUUUCCCUUUUAGACUUCCGCUGUAUUUCUUCAACUCUUUAAUGAAUGAAUAAAGUAUUUCUUUUAAAAUAUAUCAAUGUUUUGGGCGGGAAAUUCAGGGGUGUUACAGUCCUUCUCUCUAUUCUUAUGUAACUUCAGCUUAGACUAGAGGCUAGGUGCUCGGUUCAGUAGGGUGUGUUGUAAUUGUUCUAAGUAGGGGUGUUCACCGGUCCAAAACCGGACCGAAUCGGACCAGACCGGAACCGGAAUCAUAAAUUUAUGAGGACCGAAGAUCGGACCUAUUAUUAACCGGUCCAGACCGACCCGGACCUGAAUAUUCCGGUCUGGUCCGGUUUUGACCCUAAUUGACCCAAUUUUUAAAACAAAGACAUAAUAUCAUAGACUUUUAUUUCGAACAAUAAUCCGGUGUGCAAAUGUGUGUAGUAAAUUUUUAAUUCGUAUAUCAAUAUCUCUAAAAUCUUAUGAGAGUGAAUAUUGUUAACAGUAUAUUGGUCAUAAAAAAUGUGUUGGUGUCUGUUGCUGCGUAAAGUCAUUGUACAUCAUUUAUGGUUUUUUGUACAUUUAAACUUAUUAUUGCAGCUUGUGCUUUAACGGAGAAGUGGCUUCCGUUAACUAAGGUUCCCUUUCGCUCAUUUGCGUCAUUUAACGUAUCCUUUCACCUCCCCUCUUCUAUGUUCAAGCACAUCAACCUAUUUCCCCCGCCUCUUCGGUUACUUCGAAUACAAUACGACAGAUGGAUGGCUAACAACCACGCAUGUGAGACUCCGGCUGGCCUCGAUUGUGCGGCGACAGGUGGAGGGAAAGAAGCAUUGUGCAGCCCUCUGCAUCAUUUAAUUUGCGAGUCCAAUGGGGCGAUUGUGGAACUAGAGGCGCCACCCAUUGCAAAAAGAAAUUAAUCGGCACUUGGUUGUCUUCCCCCAUAAGUAGUUUAGCAUUUCUAAUUUGAAAAUCUUGUUCUUAACUUUAUUUGCAUUCUGAUUGUUAAAAGCUUCGUCAAUUUGUGUAUUUCGCAAGGAUUUAUCCUCUUUAUAUUAGGAUUAGCUUUCAUUUUAUUUAACAUAUAUAGGAGGUUGAUUUUCAUUAAAAAAUAUGAAUGUGUGUGUGUUUUCAAAUGAAUCUCUUACUUCGCUGCUCUAAGUUUACGAAUUUAAUAUUGAAAUUGAUGAUCUAGAUUCCCAAUUCAAUAUGCUUAUUAAAAUAUAACUGUGUGUGCUCGUCGUAGUUCGGAAAUGGUUUUUAAAGUUUAAGUGAAAGGAUGAGAGUGAGCAUAUUAGAUAAUCUCUCUGUUCUAUAUUUUUUAGCACCUUAUCAUUAAUUAUGUUUUAUUAGAGGAUAUUGUUGUUCAAAGAGAAUAACUUUUUAGCAAUCAUUUAUCUUGUUCAUUUUCUUGAGUUUUUUUAUUUGCUAGCCACCAUAAAAUGAGAAGAACUGGACUCUCUGUAGGUUAUGGAGGUUAUGUUUGAUUUGAACCAUGCAUAUUUCGAAAAUUGAAGUAUUUUUCAUGUUUAGAAACUUCAACUUGAAACAAAGAUGCAAUUGUUAUUAAUCUUUAUUUUGUUUUAUAUAGUUUAGCUAUUAUAUUUGAUUUACCGGUGCAUGUGUAUAUCGGUGUAUGCUUGCUUAAUUCUUCCCUGUUACAAAAUUUACACUUGUUUAAAGUUAUUAUUUUGAGGUCUUCCUAUGGAGGAAUUACAUAUGCUUUGAACCAAAACAUGAGCCCUCAUCUGCUAGCGUAUAUCACCAACGAAAUGUACCAUUCAGUUGUGUGAUGCUUUUCAAAUGUGUAUAUAUUAUGAACGCCUCAUACUUUUGAACCGAAAAGUAUUUUUCUAAAUGCAUGUCGUAUUUUCUUAUAAUACGUUAACUCAUUCACUUGUUAAUGCAUAGCAGACACCCCACAACUCUUUUUAUCAUGAUAUUGCUCAAAGCUUUCAUGGUUUUAGGUACAUGUUCAUAUACCAAAUUCCAUUCAUCAUUUGCUGCAUAAAAAAAAGAAAGGAAUGUAGCCUGCACACUUCAACUCAAUCUCGAAGGGGCAAAGGUGGUGACUGGUGAUGACAUAAAGCUUUUUGCAUAUUCUGUCAAGAAGUUUACGAAAUUUUCUCGACAUGACAUUUGUCCAGCACCUCAGAGACCAUCUGUACAGUUUGUGACCAACACGAUUUUCAACACUACUUCUUUUCUCUUGAUCCAGGCUUCAUACUUGAUAGAUAUAUUUUGUGUUGGUGCGAGAAACUGUGUUAUUAGUAACAGUGCAUCGAUCUAACCCUUCUGGAGGGGGUGCAAAAAUAGACCUGGUUGCCCGAAUCAAGUGCAGGGCUUCUAGGAAGAUUACAUGUAGUACACUUUCUCAUUUUGGUGAAUUUCUAGCUUAUUCUGGUCAUGUCAAGCCCAGCCUUUUGGGAACAUAACCACACUGAAAGUGGCAAAGUUCCUUGGAAUGUGGAUCAAAGGCAGUUUCCUUUAGAUUUACCCUUUGCUCGUCCAUUGUUUUCAGCCUUGAGCCCUUGAUUCUUCACAAUUUAAGCUCCAGUUUUAUUUCGAUAUAGCGUUAGAUCAACAUUUAUAGUACAGAAGAGUUUGCACUCUUUAUUUUCAUUGAUAUGUUAUGGAGUUUUCUACUUUUCUUGAAUGUGCCAUGAUGACAUGAGGUACAUAACAUGAAGUUAUCA